AUGCCGACAUGGCGGAAGUGGGUUACGCUCUUCGUUGUCUGCUGGAUGGCUCUGCCCGUCACUUUCUCCGGAAGCUCGAUACUGUCGGCGACGAACGAAGUCGCUGCCGACUUUGAGACCUCGACGCAUGCUAUUACCACGGCUAACGCCGGCGUGUUCAUUGCCAUGGCCAUGUCGGCGCUGAUUUGGCUGCCGGCUAGCAAUAUCCUCGGUCGAAGGACGACGUAUCUGGUGGCCAACACUCUGCUGACCCUGUGCUCGAUUGGUUCGGCAUUGUCCAACAACUUUGCCUGUUACACGGCGAUCUGGGUUAUUGGAGGAACGACGGGCCCGUUCUUCCUCGUUGCGGGACAGACCAUCUUGGCCGACAUUUUUGAUCCUACAACACGCGGAACUGCUGUCGGUUUUUUCUUGGGCAGCUGCGUCGCAGCAAACACAAUAGCACCACUGACUGGCGGUGUAAUCGUAAACUUCACCAGCUGGCGAGUCAUCUACGGUGUCCAGGCUGGGAUGGCGUUCCUCGGUCUGAUCAUGGCCUUCUUUUUUGUCCCAAGAGCCAGCGAGCUGGCCAAGCACCAGAUCGUAGAAAAGACUCCUGUACGAUCCUUCGGCGAACUUGCACAUGCUUUCAACCCGAUGGGGGUUCUUCGCCAGUACAGGUACCCCAACGUUCUCGCCGCCAACUUCGCAUGUGGAUUGCUGGGCUUCAACCAGUACGGUCUUCUUAGCUCCAUCAGACGUGUCAUCAACCCGCGUUUCGAUCUCACUUCCCCCCUCAUCAGCGGUCUGUUCUACCUGGCCCCGGGUGCAGGCUUCUUGAUGGGCAGUACCAUCGGCGGGAGAGUCUCUGACCACACUGUCAAACGGUACAUCCGCAAGCGCAACGGUCUCAGACUUCCGCAAGACAGGUUGAAGAGCAGCUUACCAGCCAUUUUCAUCGUUUUGCCCGCCGGUACAUUGAUAUUCGGCUGGAGUCUCCAAAAGGAAGUUGGCGGGAUGGCUUUACCCAUAAUUAGCUCCUUCUUCCAGGGUCUUGGGCUGAUGUGGUCUUUUAGCGGCCUGAAUACAUACUCUGCCGAGGCACUGCCUGAACGCAGAACAGCCGUCAUCAGCGGCAAGUAUGUCAUUCAGUACAGCUUUGGCGCUGGCAGUAUCGGUGGUCUUGUGCCAAUGAUCGAUGCCAUUGGAGUAGGAUGGUCUUUUACGAUAAGACUUUUGGCUGGCGUCUUGGUGUUGAUGAUCUCAAAGUUUGCGUCCAGAGCACAGAAUUGGGUCGAGAAAAGCAACAGCGAUGAUUCCGAUGAAUGA
Molecule: messenger RNA, 1308 nt
Organism: Colletotrichum spaethianum
Lineage: Eukaryota; Fungi; Ascomycota; Sordariomycetes; Glomerellales; Glomerellaceae
Product: efflux pump rdc3
Exons: 6
Coding region: 1-1308 (435 amino acids)
Biological process (GO): transmembrane transport
Molecular function (GO): transmembrane transporter activity
Source: RefSeq, a predicted model, not a curated record